Opisthorchis viverrini is the source of this 2474-nucleotide messenger RNA. RefSeq lists its product as hypothetical. The record is from RefSeq and is a predicted model, not a curated record. The transcript has 4 exons. Lineage: Eukaryota; Metazoa; Platyhelminthes; Trematoda; Opisthorchiida; Opisthorchiidae. Gene Ontology annotation, cellular component: nucleus; CCR4-NOT core complex; P-body. Bases 15 to 2474 code for a protein of 819 amino acids. Gene Ontology annotation, biological process: nuclear-transcribed mRNA poly(A) tail shortening; regulation of DNA-templated transcription.
GUUCGCCGCGGACGAUGGCAGACAAAAGAAAAUUGCAAAGUGAUAUUGAACGAACGCUUAAAAGAGUUCAAGAGGGCCGAACAGCAUUUCAAGAAAUUCUAGACAAGUUUGAAGGAUCUGUGAAUCAGACGCAAAAAGAAAAGUUUGAAGGCGAUCUAAAAAAGGAAAUCAAGAAACUUCAGCGGUUACGUGAUCAGAUAAAAACAUGGCUUACAGCCAACGAGGUCAAGGACAAGCGGCCCCUACAGGAUGCCCGGAAAGAGAUAGAGCAAGAUAUGGAGAGGUUCAAAGUGAUAGAAAAGGAAACAAAGACAAAAGCCUACUCCAAGGAAGGUCUGUUGUCUACGGAUGCAAAAAAAGAUCCCUUACAGAAGGAAAAGGAGGAACUAGAUGAUUGGCUGAAGCAAUGUAUAUCCUCAUUAAACACACAGACCGAAAAGUAUGAGUUUGAAAUAGAGAGCCUCACCAAUAGCAACAAAAAGAAGAGAAUUGAUAAAGAUACAGCUGUAGCGAUUGAAGAGAAAAGACAGAGGUUGGACAACUGUUGUUUUCAUGUCGAGAAACUGGAAACAAUAAUGCGACUUCUAGACAAUGAAAGAUUAGAUUGUGCCUUGCUGCGAUCAAUCAAGGAUCCAAUUGAAUAUGUUAUUCAGUGUUGUGAUGAAGCAUCUGCGCUAGACUAUCGAAAUAUGUAUGAUGAUCUGAAAUUGGAUGAGAUUGGAGACUCUUCUGGGCUUACGGCUGGCCCGGGUAACGUUCCCGGUACAACGGAACAUGAUAUUAAUGGUGUCCCUGGCUCAACUGCUGGAGGCUGUACCCACCGUUCAGGAAACGAUGAUGCCGGCUCCUCUGCUUCAACACAUACGAGUAGUUCCAAUCACACAGAUUCUUCUGUUACUCAUCCUAGCUCUUCAACUUCCUCUAACGCAUCCUCGUCCCGAGAGCGAACCAGAAGCGAUGAGAAAGUCACUCCAUUAAACCACGUUUCCGUUUCCUCAACGAGCACUCCACUAAAGCCCGCGCCAGCGUCUAGCACCACUCCUGGUGGUGGGUCCUCAAAACAGAAGUUAUCCCAUUUAGCCAAUCAAACGGCCCCGCCCGCCUUGCUAUCGCAAGUAGUUGCGGGUACCCCCAACAAAGCUAAUCGAUCUUUUACUGGUCAUACCUCAAAUGGCGUCUCACAUAAUUCAUCAUCAGGUGCUGAAAGUUUGACUCCAAAGUCUCGAACAAUCACAGCGGAUUCUCAGCCUGACUCCUCAAACCGAACUCCAAAAGGCGAUGGCAGCCUAAAACAGACGGACAAACAGGGGAUGCUCGCAUCCUCAGCUAGCUACGGUGAGACUCAGUACCCACAACUGAAAACGUCCUGUAUUUCCGAGCCUUCUGAUUCUGGGCUAUCCUCUUUACCACAAGGUCCAGCCAAUUCCUCCUUUUCGGCUCCCACCACCUCCACAUCUGCAAGUAUAGGAGGCAAAAUCGGGUUUGCAGCUGCUGUUGCUGGCUCGGGUUUGACAACUCUACCCGUUACCUGCACAUCCUCUCCAUCUAGUGGUGGGAUUUCGGCGGUUUCACAAUCCUCUUCCCUACCUGCUACUUCUACUUUGGAUCCUUACAGUGCCUCAAUGACGUCAAACUUCCCUGCCUCUCAGUUGGCAGUCACCAUGCCAUCAGGUCUUGGUAUGGGAGUGUCACAAGAUAGGCAAUUAGCAGGGCUAUUGACAGGUCAGCAGAGCUCGGCAAAUGGACUUCCGGACGGACGGAUAACUCCCUGCCUCACUUUGGAUGGAGCGUUGGCAUCAUCCCUUAGUAAUAAGCUUCACUCUGUGGCAGCAGCUACUGGUCAGGUCUUAUCGCUUACCGGUGUCAUUUCCCCGGGUUCCUCGCAAGGACAGCAUCCUCAUGUACCUUUGGACAAACAGUUAUCCGGACUGCAGACGUCCUUGCACACACAACCCCAGCGAGUACCUCCUUGCGUGCAAAUGCAUCCACGUGAUGCGGCAGCACCCUUUCGCAAUCGUAACUUGGACAAGUCCAAAGGUCCCCCGCCACCAGAGCUAAUGCUACAACUCCACGCUUUGGAGAGUGGAUACCGUCGUUUACCCCAUCCGUGUGACACUGAAAAAUCACGGAUGCUUAAAGGCCGUAAUACCCCGAGCUAUUACCCACGUGAACCCCCUCCUGGCACCGACACUGAAGACUACUACAUGAAAUUGGACGCCCAAACACUGUUCUUCAUAUUUUACCACUUCGAGGGCACCAAAGCGCAAUAUUUCGCUGCUAAGGCGCUCAAACGCAUGUCUUGGCGAUUCCACACAAAAUUCAUGAUGUGGUUCCAGCGACACGAAGAGCCGAAACAAAUCACAGACGAGUACGAAUCCGGUUCGUACAUUUACUACGAUUUCAAAACGAUGAGUCAGCGGAAAAAGGAAGAAUUCAUGUUCCAUUACAGUUUCUUGGAGGAUAAGGACUUUUAA